AUACGCCAAUGCUAAUGGGCUCCAGACCAUCGGCUAUUUAUCCUAUUACACUGCUUAGCGUAACACUCGAUUUGCCUUGGCUAAUCCCCCUAGUGCCAGUCUACCCCUAUUCGUGCACUCGCCCUCGGUUUCGGUUCCACGUCUUGGUCCUUUCAUUUUCCUCCUCUCCCCUCCUUUCCCUCCCCCUUUUUCUAUUGCCCGCCCCUAUCAUCCUCCCAUCCUUACCCGCUUACAUUCUCCCUCCAUCCACUCAUCCUCAUUUCCAUUAAUACCGUUAGUCCUUCUUCUUACGCACCUCUUUUCUUCUUCUCUUCUGUUCCUUGAACUCAGUUCACAUACAUACAAAAAAAAGCCAUGUCGAGUGAAGGUGGAGGCCUUUGGCAAAUCAUUCAGUUCAAUGGCCAGGCUGUUGAGGUCGAAGCACGAGUGGGCACUCCACAUACGCACGACCAGCCUUUUGUACUACUGCACGAUGUUCAGGACAUCUUUCCUGGUGCCGCUCGCUUUCAAUGUGGGAAGCGGGCCGUGGGGUUCAUGGUCGAUGUCGAUGGAAACAAGUUGCAGCCGCUGCGUGUACCAUAUCUACCAGGCACACCGUUGGAGGUGAUUGUGUCGGAUGUUCAGACAACCACCCCUCCUCUUCGGCCGAGCCCCAGUCCUCUGGCCAGAGAAAGAGCGUCUCGGAUAUCCAGUCAGAAGCUACGUCCAAGGCUUCUGCGGUCGCAACCUUCAGGACAGAAACAGGAGCUGGCAGAAACACCAGUGCAAGAGCAGCGGCAGCAAGGAUCCAAGGAAGAACUGAGGGACGAGGACGGACUACCCGAGUUGUCUUUAGAUCAGCAGCUGGAACUGCAGCUACAACAACCGAAGCAGGACCUGAUGGAGCAGCGAGAACUACGAAGACAACAGAGACAGCAACGCCAACAGGGAACAGAGCAACAGGCGCAGCUGGACGAGCAGAUGUUGCGGCAAAAACUGGUAGGGCUCGAACAGCAGCAGAUCCAGCAAGAGCAGGAGCGCCUGCGCCAACAAAAGCUACGACGGCAGGAACAGUUGCGCCAAAAGCAACAGCAGCAGCAGGAACAGAUGCAUCAAGCACAGCCUCAACAACAAGAGCAAGCCCAGGAGCAGCAGGAGCAGGAGCAGCAGGAGCAGGAGCAGCAGGAGCAGGAGCAGCAGGAGCAGGAGCACCAAGAGGAGGAGCAACAAGAGCAUCAGCAAGGGCAAAAACAAGAACAACAAGAACAACAGCAAGAGCAGCAGCAGCGUGAGCAGCAACGAGAACAGCGUCAGCAACGGUUAUCACGUCAACAAAGACAGCAACAACAGCAACAACAAGGACGAUCAGAAAGAGCCGCAACCCCGCCUGUCAUCCCUGCUCCGACUCCACGAAAGCCCAGACUUCCCUCCAUCCCUCCAGACGAUCCCAACUCCAACGUCCGGAUCUCAACCGACUCAGCCAAAAACAAAUAUCGAAAGUCCGUCAUGCUCUACCAGUCCUUCCUCCACCACAUCCGAGCGGGCCAAACUGAGCAGGCCAAUGUCGUCAAAGAGGAUUUCCGCCACCACUUCAACAACCUGGAGCUCGAGAUGGCCAAGAAUCAGGACCUGCAGGAACGGAUGCUGGAGAUGCAACAAACCAUGCUCGAAAUGCAACAGCGCUCGCUCGACCGCCUCGCCGUCAUCCAAAACCGCGUGCAGGCUAUUCUGGUGCAGAAUUACGAGUUGCACGAGUACCCCGUCCCCAGACUGUUUGUUGUCUUGCCCAAGGAUUCGACACGAUGGGAUUCAGAUAACCUGUUCCAGAACAAGUUCCGACUGUACUUUUUGUGCGAGUGUGGCGACCACACCAAAUCGAGCCAGAGCAAGAUUCCACACCAUAUUCACCUAGCAAAGCAUGAGGGGUACGACAUUGAGAGACCGAGAGAGUUCUUUAGACGUUAUGGACACUACGUGCUCAAGCUGUUGCAGAUGCUCAAGUACGGCGUGGCAGUAGGCGGGUUCGCGGUGCCGGCACUGGUGCCCUCGCGAGUUGGAGAAUCUGUCCGCAGGAACAACACGUAUUCCGUCGACGGCUAUUCCUUCGAUAUCGAGCCUAGUGUGAACCAGGCGAUCGAAUUCUUGCAGGCGUUACUGACAGACGGCGAGGUCACUCCGAAUGGAAUCCGACAUCCGGACGACAUGAUGGAAUCACUCGAGGGCUCGGACUUGAGGCGACUGGGGGCAUUUCUGAAGAAUAAGGACGAGGAUCACGUACUGGGAAAUCUCUACAGGGUGGUGACGAAUCAGGGUCACGUUAAGUGGGUCUGUCUGGAUCAUUAUCGCGAGACCUACAACACCUUGGCGAUGAGGGAGCUGGAGGAUAUCGCGACGGUCAAUGGUGGUCUAGUAGACGAGCACUACGGACGCGUCGUCAUAGCUCUAUACUCGUCCGCGGUUGCUACUCAAUUCUACAGGGCUCUCGAGCGAGCAAAGUUUGUGCAGGAACUCAAAGUCAAACUCCGUUGGGAUAUCACGUACAGCGACGCCAAGGCCUUCAAGGAGACCAUCAAUCGAUCCAACAUCUCGGCGCUCGAACUCACCUGCACGGCCUCAAACUCUGCGGGCGAGCUAUUGAACCGCAACAAGCGAGCCGAACCCCUGUGGCAGAUCCUGUCGAAUCCCAAGAUCCGAUCGUUCUCGCUCGAUGGGUACUCGGGCUUCUUUCGGAGGGCCUCACUAGAAGUUCGUCCGAGCGAGGUCAGGGUCCUGCGCAUCUCGGACGAAAUUGACUGGAAGAAGGAUUAUGCCAAGGUGGUCGAGAUGCUCCAGAUGAGUCCUCACCUUACGGACCUGACGCUCGGCUGCACCAACAUGAACGAGGCGUACAAGGCCAUCCGUGAAGCGGCCUCCAAGCGCUGCCCACUCUCGAAACUCACACUUAAGGCUGGCCCGGACGAGCGACUGACAGCCCAGUUCGAACAGGACCAGGCAUUGGUGAGCAUGGAUCUCGUCAUCCCCAACUUGACAGCCUACAGUCACCUCCUCAAGGCCGCAGACUGUAUCUCGACCCUGCAUAUCAGUUCGCAGACCAACAGCUACGGCGACUGCGCCCCCAUCGUCGAUGUCAUCAACAGGAACCGCAACCUGACGGAGCUCAAGAUCGCAUGCUAUGUCUCGGAGUUUGGAUUGGUGUACGAGGCCAUCCGAGCCAGUGUCGUGGCCAACCGUUCGAGUCGAUUGAAGAAGGUGUGUAUCUAUCGCGCAGAGAACCAGCUCACGACCACAGACAUCCGUACACCCCAUCUCCUCUCGCUCGAGCUGCUCCAAAUGAACAUCCACGACGGUGUCCUCGCACAGUUGUUAAGCACAUUCGGCUCCAAGCUGACGAAACUCAGGAUCGACACCGAUAGAUGGAGGCCCAUCCAUUCAGCUAUACUUCGCGAGGCAUUCAUGUCUUCGACGACUGGGUCUCGCCUGACUCACUUGUACCAAACGAUCGCCGGCGUUGACGAGGGCAUCCUGCGCGAGCUGAGCAUGGUCAUCAACCGGUCCAACCUGGCAGAGUACCAUAUGGUUAUCGAUCAGGCCUUCAAGAUCGAUCCAGAGCGAGCCAUGUACUGGGUCGACUAUAUUACCUGCAUUGGCGAGAAGUUGUCCUCGCUCGUCGUGGCCUGUCCAGAGCCGAAUGAGUGGGUCGCGGCCUUGGGCAAUGCAGAUUUCCCAGCCAUGGAGCGCAUUUCGUUCCACCAUCCGGGACAGAGGAUCCAACGGGGCGGCCUGGAGUAUAUGACGCAGGAACACCACCAACAGCAGCAAUAUUCGAAAUCAGAGGUCGACGCGAACUAUAUGCGCAGGACCGUAAGUGCUCCAGAGAUACAUGGAUAUCCAACGAGAGAUAGCGCAAUUACAGCGAAUUAGUCUGCAUUUCUUUUUUAAUGACCAACAAUAAUGAGCAGCGAGGACUACCACUGGCCUCGUGAAGAAGACACGACACAAUUAUCAUGAUGAACAGUAAAUAAAAAAAAAAGAAACACGUUUAU
This is a messenger RNA of Gamsiella multidivaricata, 4022 nucleotides long. RefSeq lists its product as uncharacterized. The record is from RefSeq and is a predicted model, not a curated record. The transcript is spliced from 2 exons. The coding region runs from base 355 to 3900 and encodes 1181 amino acids. NCBI's taxonomy places the organism in Eukaryota, Fungi, Mortierellomycota, Mortierellomycetes, Mortierellales, Mortierellaceae.